AUGGAAGAAGACAUUGCCUUGGCCCAAGAGGAGUAUGAAGGAAGGCCUUCGCCUGGGAAUAGGACGACGAUCAACAAACUUAUUGCUACUUACAUCCUUCUCCUCAAAAUGGAGGACUUUUGGAGGCAGAAGGCAACACUCCGAUGGCUUGCGGAGGGAAACAAAGGCACAAGAUUCUAUCAAAGUUUGGUCAAACAGAAGAGGAUCCAGAUGCGCAUCCAUACUAUCAAAGUGAACUGGGGAGAAGUCACAGACAAACCUGAGAUCAGGGAGUCGGCGGUUGACUUCUACAAAAAUCUCCUUGCACCUGAACCAAUGGAGCUCGGGGACGGAUGUGACAGCAGCGAUCCGACAGUUCUUUCUGGGGGCCUUUCUACCUCAAAGCAUUACUGCGACGAGCAUCGUCCUCUCGCAAAAAAGGCAUCCCCGGAGACAUGGGGUGACUACAGACCCAUCAGCCUCUGCACCGUAAUCUCUCCAAACCAGAGCGGAUUCGUGAAGGGUCGGUUCCUUCAUGACAACGUUCUCCUCGCCCAAGAGAUGUUUCACGAGUUAGCAAGGUGUUCCCCGGCACCGAAUGUGGCGGUUAAGAUCGACAUGGCUAAGGCCUACGAUAGUUUCCAAUGGAGUUUUUUUCUCAAGGUACUCCGACGCAUUGGCUUUCCGGAUGCUUGGACAGGCCUAAUUGAAAGAUGCAUAGGCUCAUGCUGGUUCUCAGUCCUUAUUAAUGGCGUCCCUGCUGUGUUUUUCAAGUCAACUCGAGGGCUCAGACAGGGAGACCCCAUCUCGCCCGCAUUGUUCUUGAUUGCCGCAGAUUACUUAUCUAGGGCCCUUGACAGGCUCAUUCUGGGCAAGAAGGAUAUGAUCUUCAAAGCCUCCAGGAGAUGCAUGGAAAUCAGCCACCUGGCAUAUGCCGAUGAUAUUAUCAUCUUCACCCAAGCAGCCGCAAACCCCUUGCACCGGCUCAGAGCGUGCCUCGAUGGGUAUGAGGGGGUAUCCAGGCAACAGAUCAGCCUCCCCAAAAGUAACAUCUAUAUUGCCGAAGCACACGAGCAGCGGGCGCAUGCAAUCCAAAGUGAAGGUGGCUUCUCAUAUUCUGGGGAGUCAAGCACACGGAAAUGUUUAUGUUCAUCCGAGAGAAGAUAUCUAGAAGAAUCUCCGGAUGGGCCUUCCGAGAGACUCGGAAUUCGCAAGUUCACGGAAGUCCUUCGAGCUUUCUACAUCAAACUUUGGUGGCGCUUCCGAGAACAGAGUUCCCUAUGGGCACGAUACAUGAUGCGAAAGUAUUGCGCCUCAUCCCUGCCACUCUCCUCGAGGACAUCGGGUAGACAUAGACCAACGUGGAAGAGGCUGGCCAAAACUUGGGUGCAGUCUCUCCCGCAUAUCCGGUGGCUAGUUGGGCAAGGACAUAUCUACUUUUGGGAUGAUUUAUGGCUCGGUGACCCUCCUCUUAGGGGGCUAUGUUUUGAUGAGCAGGGCAGCCCCGCGAUGACCGUCUCGGAAUUCAUCAACGAUAGCGCAUGGGAUGUCCCUAAACUGCAAUUGCUUCACGACCAGGCCGGUCUCUCACAACAGCUCAUCGAGCAAAUUUGUCAAACCUCGAUCAUUUCAGGGGAGCCGGACGUCCCGAGAUGGACGCUAUCCCGAUCGUUUGGGAAAUGA
Salvia splendens (bonfire salvia) is the source of this 1662-nucleotide messenger RNA. RefSeq lists its product as uncharacterized. Bases 1 to 1662 code for a protein of 553 amino acids. NCBI's taxonomy places the organism in Eukaryota, Viridiplantae, Streptophyta, Magnoliopsida, Lamiales, Lamiaceae. The record is from RefSeq and is a predicted model, not a curated record. The transcript has 3 exons.